Molecule: messenger RNA, 2207 nt
Organism: Menidia menidia (Atlantic silverside)
Lineage: Eukaryota; Metazoa; Chordata; Actinopteri; Atheriniformes; Atherinopsidae
Source: the annotation of a GenBank genome assembly
UCAAACUAUGAUAUUCAUAUGACUGGCUGCACUCUACACUUUGUGCAUUGCCUUUUUAAGGAGCUGUGGCUCUUUAGCUAGCCUAUCACCAGCCUAUAAGCAUAAACGCACUCUGCACAUAUCUCUAAUUGUCAUUUGCCAGCAAACAAGAGUCAGUUACUGGUUUGCUAAGUGCGCCUGUGGUGUUUGAAAAUUGUUCUUUUGAACCUCCUCGAUCUUACCUAAAGCCAACCACUCCUACACAUCCAACUCUUCCAAAUUGAUAUAUGACAAUAUCUACUUUCGAUCACGUGUCUACGGGGCGACUUAGACGGAUUGCGCGUCAUCUCGCCUUCCCAAAUUUUUCCCUUCUGCUGCAGCUCGAAUCCAAAACAUCUAUCUAUAGUGCCGAGUACGAGAGAGAGAAAGAUGUUUAACUCGGUGAAUCUGGGCAACUUCUGCUCCCAGACGCGCAAAGACCGGACAUCCGAGUUUGGGGACAGGACGGGCUGCGCGUCCAACAUCUACCUCCCCAGCUGCACCUACUACGUCCCCGAGUUUUCCGCCGUCUCCUCGUUUCUUCCGCAGGCCCCGUCGCGGCAGAUCAGCUACCCUUAUUCCACAAAUCUGUCACAAGUACCGCCGGUACGGGAAGUUUCUUACGGCUUGGACCCCGCCAGCAAAUGGCACCACAGGAGCAACUAUGCAUCGUGCUACUCGGGAGAGGACCUGGUGCAUAGGGACUGUCUUCCACCAUCCACCAUGACAGAAAUGCUCAUGAAGAAUGAAAGCGUGUACAGCCACCACCAUCACCAUCACAGCCAUCCGGGCUCCAAUCACCCCUCUACGGGUUUUUACUCCGGCGUGCACGGGAAAAACAACGUCCUUCCGCAAGGUUUCGACCGCUUUUUCGAGACCGCGUACUGCAGCAGCACGGACAAUCAGUCGGACAAUUGUUUACAAAAGGGCGAGGGGGGCAAGCUGGAAAGCGACUCCCCGACACACCAGCAGCAGCAGCAGCAGCAGCAGCAGCAGACCACAGCCCCCGUCCCCGGAGCCCCGGAGCAGGAAAAGGAGCCCGACGAUGAGGAGGAACACACAAAUUCGGGCUCUUGCACGUCUUCCUCCGCCACAACCAAGGACGGCAGCGCCAACAAGAGCAGCCACUCGAGCGUCCCUCGAACAAGGAAGAAGAGGUGUCCCUACUCCAAGUUUCAAAUUCGAGAGUUGGAGCGGGAAUUCUUCUUUAACGUUUACAUCAACAAAGAGAAAAGGCUUCAGCUUUCCCGAAUGUUAAACCUCACCGACCGCCAGGUUAAAAUUUGGUUUCAGAAUAGAAGAAUGAAAGAGAAGAAAUUGAGCAGGGAUCGCCUGCAGUACUUCUCUGGAAACCCUCUGUUGUGAACAGAGCAGAGCCACGGUCCUGGACAGUGGCAUCAAGGCCUUCUCCUAUCUCAAUGAGCUGUAACCGUGGGCAUAAUGCUUUUUCUUCUUUUUCUAAAGGAGCCCAUAUCACCAACAGUGCAAUGUUUUAAAGUGGACAGCGGAAGAAAAUAAGCCUGCAUGGGACACAGUCUCCAUUUUCUUAUUGCCCCACUGGCGGCGAUCAAUUUCUCGCUGGUCCGCGGAAAAGGCCAUCAUGGUUAGAAUAAUCAUUUAUAUGCUGUUCUUGAAUAUGUCAUCCUAUUUAUCACAAUCCCCCCCUGUUGUGUUUAUUCUACUGUUCAUAUAGAAGUCUUUGUUCAAAUAUCAAAUGUAACAAACAAAGUUUGAACCCUUAUUGCGCAGACAACUUUUAGCUCUUAUCCCCCCCCCCCUCACCCCCCUCAAUCCAUCCCCUCUGGUCUGUGUAUAUAGCAUAUCAUUAUCUAAUUAUUUCUCGACCAGAGCAUGGACAAGAUUUAGAAAAUUUCUAAGGUGGAUUUUUUUCGUCCUUGAGAACUGUGACGUCCAAUCUGUGAAAGUAUAUCCCCUGUACAGAGUAGCCUAUGCAAUAUGCAUUCGUGACUGUAAAUAGGCGUUGAAUCCCCCCCCCCUCCUUCUUUUAUCCCUGCUGCUAUUUUUCAGUACACUGCCCGUACAACUUUAAUAGCUUUAACGCCAAUUCUCGUUAAAUUAUUUGCUUCAAACAUCGGUGCUUCGGAUCUCAGAGAGGAUGAACAGAUUGUCAGCCUGUGUAUCAUUAAACAUAAUACCUGAAUAAACAGAAACAUAGAGGCAAAACGCAA